UAUAUCCGGGUAUUACUACUAGCAGCGAUGUGUGAGGACGUCGCUACGUGUUCUAACGACACUAGAGAAGACAGGCCGUUUGCGUGUGCAAUUGCCGAAUGUAGUAAAACGUUCAAACGAGCUGAUCAUCUAAGACGCCACCAAGUCUCUCAUUCUCAUACCAAAACUUUCCAGUGCAGUGUUGAUGGCUGUUUGGCAUCUUUUACAACUCGAGGUAACGCAAAACGACAUGAAAAACUACACGACAAGCCGACUCCAUAUGAGUGUCAAUACCCCGGUUGUAAUGAAAAGUUCAGAAAGCACUCUCGGCUACAAGUCCAUGCAUUGGAACAUCCAAAUGUUACCCUCAAACCAUACAAAUGCACAUUUGGUGAGUGUGAUAAAUCGUUUCUGUUGCCAAGUCAACUUAGGAAGCAUGCAAAAAAGCAUGGCAAAGUCUAUACAUGCUGUUAUGCGGGAUGCAACGAAUCAUUUACCAAAUGGAGUGAAUUGCGUAAACACAGCAAAAGUCAUCCCAAAGAGUACAGAUGUUCUACGUGUGAUCGACUGUUCAGAAACAAAAGCAGUUUACGUCAUCAUCGUGUAACUCACAGUUCAACGCGAGAAGCAUUUUGUUGCACACAUGAUGGCUGCUCAAGGACAUUCUCUCGACAAUCAAAUUUGAAAGUUCAUAUCCAGUCAUUCCACGAAGGCGCCAAGCCUUUCAUCUGUCACCACAGUGACUGUAAUCGAUCAUUUCCUUACAAAAAAUCUCUUGAUCAUCAUAUACAGAGAAUUCACACAGAACACAAUUCAAUCAGUCAGAAAACGGCUCGUAAACGGCCUGCUCAAUCAUUGUCUUCUAAACUAAGUGGAUACGUUGCCAAGCGGCUUCAUUGCAGUGGUGAAGUUGAAGUACAAGACUGACAGUGAACAUCGAUCAGGAUCGUCCUCACUUG
Messenger RNA from Corticium candelabrum, 938 nucleotides. Its product is annotated as transcription factor IIIA-like. The record is from RefSeq and is a predicted model, not a curated record. The transcript has 11 exons. Lineage: Eukaryota; Metazoa; Porifera; Homoscleromorpha; Homosclerophorida; Plakinidae. Gene Ontology annotation, cellular component: nucleus. The coding region runs from base 28 to 906 and encodes 292 amino acids.